GGGGAGACCCGUCCCGGGCCGCCCCUCUCCUCGCUCCUAAAAACCCCGGCAUUCCUUCUUUGUGCUGCUGAUGUCACCUGCUUUAAAAGAAAUAGAGUAUUCUAGGAAAGUCGUCCGGACUCGGCCGUGACUCAAAACACACUUGAAAACGAGUUCUUCUGCAGCUGUUUGGUAAACAAUGAAGGUUCUGUUGCUGAAGGAUCCCAAAGACAAAGAUUCAGGACCAGAUCCGUAUAUUAAAGAAUUACUAUUAUAUGGAUUCGAAGCAACUUUGGUUCCAGUUUUGUCAUUUGAAUUCGUAUCUCUUGAAAGCUUAUUUGAAAAGCUCUCUCAUCCAGAAUGUUAUGGAGGCCUAGUUUUUACCAGUCCAAGAGCAUUAGAAGCCAUCAAGAUAUGUUUAAAAGAGAACAGUAAAAAUGAAGCCUGGUCAAAAUCUCUUAAACAAAGAUGGAAUACCAAACCAGCAUAUGUGGUAGGAAAAGCUACAGCUUCUCUAGUGGAAGAAAUUGGUCUUAUUCCACAAGGAGAAAAGUCUGGAAAUGCUGAAAAAUUAGCUGAAUAUAUUUGCUCAAGAGAGAAGCCUAAUUCCUCAGCUCUUCUUUUUCCUUGUGGAGCCCUGAAAAGAGAAGUACUUCCUACAGCACUUAGAGAAAAAGGUAUACCUCUGGAAAGCCUUACUGUUUAUCAAACAACCCAACACACUGACCUGCAAGAAUCUUUGGGCAGUUAUUUCUCACAACAGGGAAUUCCAGCAAGCGUCGUGUUCUUCAGUCCAUCUGGUGUCAAAUUUUGCCUCCAGCACAUUCAGAAGCUUUCGGGGGAUUGUAUCAGCCAUAUCAAGUUUGCUGCUAUUGGUCCGACCACUGCGGAAGCCAUGGAAGCAGCAGGAAUCCCAGUUAGCUGUACUGCAGAGAGUCCGACGCCCCAAGACCUCGCCGCGGGAUCCAAAAAGCACUUCAGCUACAGAACUGCUCUUUAUCUAAAUAAGAGCACAGCACGCGUUUGAAGGUGAAUAUGGCGCUGCAGAAGGCUUUUCCGUUUUGCAGACCUGUUGUCCUGCAAGAAAGUAUUUUUCAGGACUAUGCAACACUCUCCUUGUCAGGGCCUGGUGUGGAAGCUUGCAUCUAAAUAUCUAAGGAAUCUAGAAUUUGUCCAGCAUCUCUUAAAGCAUCUAGCUAUUCCCCUUUUCUCAUGUGUGCAGUGUAGAUACUUUAUGUGGGCAUCCCUUGAAAAUGACUUGCGAGAGGCUAACCUGUAUCAGAGUAGUGUACUGAAUUGAGUUCAGUGUAUCACCUCAGGUAUCUCCUAGCACACGAGGUAAGGAUUUCAUUUCUCUGUAUCAUCAGUUUUAUGGGCACAUCUUUUGCUCUUGUAGAAGAAAAGCAUACUUACAAUGAAGUAUUUUCUGUUGCAAAGCUCACUUGUUCAUUGUUCUGCUUUUCAAAUAUUUAUAUUCAAAUGGUGAUUGUAGAUUCUCAAUGGAAUAGGACAAUUCUUGCAGUGGAGUUGCACUGUGUGGAGCUAAUAGCAGGUCAGCUAUUGCCACUCAGUAUCCUUACAGUACAGGGUCUGAAAAGUUAGUUUUUGCUUUCUAUUCCUGUAAGGAAGGAGGAUUUAUUAACAGAGAAAUAAACUGGCCUAUCAUCGUUAAUAAUGGUGUUAGAGUUGUCUGGUUUGGAUGUGGUUUAUGCUUUAAUUGUUUAUCUGUGAAAGGAGAAAAAGUAAUCCUAUUUAGCGCUAAUGCUACCUUCGCUAAUGCUAAGAAAUUCAUAGAAGAUUUAAAUCAUAAUAUACUCAAUUAUAAUCCUCAGGAAAGUCAUUCAUGUUGUUAGCAUAGUGCUGAGGUUCAUGGAAUAAGAGAGAAAUCCUCGUUUGCUCUAAGUUUCUAUUAGCUUAAUUCUGAGUAUAUGACCUGAAUUUCCAAUGAGGUAAGAUGCUCUGUACCUAGAGUAAGAGUUAAUCUGAACCCAAUUAUGUUAACAUAAAGGGAAGUAAUUUCAAAUUGUGUAUGUGGAUUCGUCAGUCAGGCUGGGCACAAUGAGACAACCGUUUUGCUUUAUAAAGCAGUUCGGUUUCUGGAGAUGAAGGAGAAUCUCAGAAGUAUACUAAUUGCUGGAAGAUAAUGUUCAACAGUGGGAGGAAUACUUCAUCAUUAAAGAAGAACAUCCUGUAGGAUACUAGAAUCGCUAUGGUAACUGGAUGUAGCGGCAGGACCAUGCAGACAUGCCCCAGGGAAAGAAGGAAGAGAAUGAUUACGCAGCAAUUGUUGACUUUGCCCCCCUCCCCUUUUUUUUUUAAAGACGAUUGAAGUUAAGCUGUUGAAUAUUCAGAUUCAGCUGGGUAGCAUCAUUAUAACAUAAAGCGUGCAGUACUGUUCAUCUCUUCAUUCAAAUAUAAAUCCAUGGCAGAGUGAGGAGCUGGACGUCUGUUCCAGGCCCCUGCAGCACUACUCGCAUCUCUGGUGUCUGACAUAGAAGACAGCUGGGAGAAGAUUUGUGCGAGCUAGUGCCUUGGGGAAGCGGAGGACGGGGAGACGGGGUCAAGAGAAGGGAGCAAGAACUGGCAGCAGAAGCCAACUGCGGGCUUGUGCUCCCUUGCACUACACGGCAAAUUCUUUGGCCAGCGUAAGUUACAUCUAGUUGUCUGUCUUACUCAUCAGCUCAGGCCUAUUUCUAUACGUCUUUCCAGCAGAAACUAUCAGUAGCCAUCAUUGCCAAGUAACGCGUACUUAUCACAUUUAAUAUAACUAUAAAAAUGAGGCCACAAAGGGCUCUAGCAGGAAAUCGGGUUGCCCCACGUCUGCCACAUCAGAUAGCGCGCUCCUUCUUGAGCCGUGGCAAAUGGAAGAGAACUCAGGAGACUUGGUCUGCAAUGGAAGAGGUAGAGCUGGCAUUUGCUAUGGGAUGUGGAGGCCACACAAACAGUUGUUCUCACUCGGCCUACAUUACGUCUGAAUCUGAAAUUCAGACACACUCAUUGGGUGUCAAUGAACAACACCAGCUUGAAAAAUACCAGUUUGAAAAUACCAGCUCUAUACCUUGGUUCAUGGUAGUCCUUAGUAAUAGGUGUCAGUCAAGAGAGAAAAGGGAGGGGAAUUGCAGCAGCUGGAGGGCUUUUUAUCCCUUUCCAGCCAGAUCAGCUGAUGUACAGGCCUGGCUUGGCUUUGUCCAGGCAACCCUUCCACAGCUGAAACCACCAUUCCCGGAUCACCGUUGCCACUGAGUUCUCCCCAGGCUGGAGCUGUGGAAUUCAUCUUUUUAGAAGAUCCAUACAAUAUUCCAUAUGAUGGCCCCUCAGUUAUUUUACCCACUACCAACCUGCCUUUAGAGCACGGCGCGAACCUCUUCCCUGCACGCAAACGCUGCUCUCAGGAAGGGACCCCGCUCCCAGCUGCUGCCUUUGCAAUACCGAGUCUGCCGCUGGAAUUAAGUGGCAGGAGCUGUUCUCCUGCAGAGGAUGAGUCUCACCUCACCGCUGUAGCAUUCAUAAACCAGAGAGGGCUUAAGUCUUCUAUUAGUAAGUAAUUAUGCAGGUUACAGACCCGAUCUAGUCUAUGUGACUCAGUGAAGUGCUGUAAAAUAUUACUUGCAUUUUGUUACCAGGAAGCAGGAGGAGGUUACACAGCUUCCCCCAAGACCACAGUAACAGGCUGUUCUUGGUCUCGGAGCUUACGCUGAGGCUCUGCUCCUCAGCUGGCUGACAGUCACAUGCCUGCAGCAGCACACGCUGGUAUCCAUGCUAGCAGCUGCUUCUGAAAUCAGCAGGAUAGGGGAAGGUGUAAAUUUUUUCUUCUGACUACCUUAUACAGCACUCAUUUUAGGUUUGGUUUGUUUUUUUUUUAAUUGCAGGAAAACCUUCCCACUGCUGCCUACUGCCCCUACACACCCCCCCACCCCUUUCCAUUCCUCCCUCCCUCCCUCAACUGUGCCUGCUACCUCAGAUUUUCUCAGGAGAAAGCAAUGCCAGUAAAAAGCACUCAGGCAGGCAAAAUCUCUUCUAAAAAAAAAAAAAAAGCCAUUUAGGCACCUGGCUCAGUCCCAAGAGGACCAGAGAUUACGCUCUGGUCUGACACUUUUCUUUGUGACAGACCACCUAGACCGUCCCUCUUGAAUGAAGUGAAAACCACAGCAGUGCAUGCACUGACUCUUGCAUUAAGAGAGCCUGCGAAACCGCACCCGAUCAAUGGGUUUCGGCUAGACUUUCCCCUUACCAUCAGGAAUCUGCCAGCGGCAGUCAGAUCAGUAGACUGUUCUCUAACCAGGCAUCUCUCUCUCUGUUCUCCGCACCUGAGACCCUGUUACAGGUCUCAGCAGUCAUGCUUCGUCACCCCUCAGCUCCUCCGCUCUGAAGAAGAGAUUUUUGUCAUGAACAUACUUCUUCUACCCCUCAGCAUUGCCCGGCUUCCUGAUGAUAACGAUUCCAAGCAUAGUGCUUUUGGCUAUCGUACUGCAGAAACCCGCUGUUCCGUUUUCUGCAGCUUUGGCCUCCCCAGCAGUGAGGAGGGUGUCAGGGGGGUCGCCUGGAGCCAGCCCCCAGGUGGAAGGCAGGAAAAGACACCGAACCCUAAGCCCCCAGUCUGCCGCCUUUUUCCAACCAGUCAUUCCAAAUCAGAAGGAACAGAACAGAUACAUACGAAGCCUGUCACCUUUCAUCCUCUCACAAGGUGCUUUUGCUUCUUGCAGGUGCAUUUGUGCUCUGUGUUGCACCAGAAAGAUCAGGUUUCUUCUGAAGACAGAGCUAAGGAUGCACUUCUAAAACCAUGUUUAAAUUGUCAGGAGAAAAAUAUCUACAAACUUGGGUUUGCUGGGUGAAAACAUGCCCCACACACAGAAUGGCGUGCUUUUGUAUCUCACCAUGAGAGUAAGAAUCACCUCCUCAAAACAAGCAGCUUAAAUAGUUAAUUCACUACUUGUGUCUAAGUAGAGAGGUUAAAAAAAAUAAAUAUAUGCAUACAUACACACAUGGAAAACCUGUUACUACCUUUAAAUAAACUGUGUUUUAUACAAUAAUGAAUCACAUUUAUUUGUAGAAAAACAUUAAGACAUCAGAUGUUAUAUUUUUGAAAAAUUUCUCUUUAAAUAAUACAUAUUUCCAAAAACCAGAGUCCUCGCAUGCUGAGCUAAGACUACACUCAUUUGCUCAGCCUGAUUUUACAGUUCGCUUCUCUGAUGAGGGCCAUAACAG
Gymnogyps californianus (California condor) is the source of this 5184-nucleotide messenger RNA. It is a transcript of the gene UROS, whose product is annotated as uroporphyrinogen III synthase. The coding region runs from base 179 to 1006 and encodes 275 amino acids. The transcript is spliced from 10 exons. Gene Ontology annotation, biological process: uroporphyrinogen III biosynthetic process. The record is from RefSeq and is a predicted model, not a curated record. NCBI's taxonomy places the organism in Eukaryota, Metazoa, Chordata, Aves, Accipitriformes, Cathartidae. Gene Ontology annotation, molecular function: uroporphyrinogen-III synthase activity.